UAUGGUGUAUUCGAAACGUUAGUACACCGAGUAGAGAAUAGGCGGCGCCUAAACGUACGAGACGCCCGCGUUUUAGAACAUUGCUCUGGGCCUUGUGAUGGCUUAUAAAAAGAAGACCUUCAUGAUCUCUUUCUCAUUAUUACGAUCUCUUCGGAUCAACUCUGAUUCUAUCGUCUCUUCUCCCCACAACCCUAAAAUCGCAACGCUCUGCAAAUCUCUUGCAAUUCUCUCUUUCAAGAUGCAAAUUUUCGUGAAAACACUCACUGGCAAGACCAUUACUCUCGAGGUUGAGAGCUCUGACACCAUCGACAAUGUUAAGGCAAAGAUCCAGGACAAGGAAGGGAUUCCUCCGGAUCAGCAAAGAUUGAUCUUUGCUGGUAAACAGCUAGAGGAUGGUCGUACCUUGGCAGAUUACAACAUCCAGAAAGAAUCAACACUUCACUUGGUUCUUCGUUUAAGAGGUGGUAUGCAGAUCUUUGUGAAGACGUUGACUGGUAAAACCAUCACUCUCGAGGUUGAGAGUUCGGAUACUAUUGACAAUGUUAAAGCUAAGAUCCAGGAUAAAGAGGGGAUCCCACCGGAUCAGCAGAGGCUUAUCUUUGCCGGUAAGCAGCUUGAGGAUGGUCAUACACUCGCUGACUACAAUAUCCAGAAAGAGUCCACUCUCCACUUGGUGCUUCGUCUUCGUGGUGGUAUGCAGAUUUUUGUGAAGACCCUUACUGGAAAGACCAUUACUUUGGAGGUUGAGAGCUCGGACACUAUCGAUAAUGUCAAGGCUAAGAUUCAGGAUAAGGAAGGGAUCCCACCAGACCAGCAGAGACUCAUCUUUGCAGGUAAACAGCUUGAAGAUGGACGCACCCUUGCCGAUUACAACAUCCAGAAGGAAUCAACCCUUCACCUUGUGUUGCGUCUCCGUGGUGGUAUGCAAAUCUUUGUGAAAACUUUGACAGGGAAGACUAUCACGUUGGAGGUUGAGAGCUCCGACACUAUUGACAAUGUCAAGGCCAAGAUUCAGGACAAGGAAGGGAUUCCACCAGACCAACAGAGACUCAUCUUCGCUGGAAAACAGCUUGAGGAUGGUCGGACUCUUGCAGAUUACAACAUCCAAAAGGAGUCGACUCUCCAUCUUGUGCUUCGUCUUCGUGGGGGUAUGCAAAUCUUUGUCAAGACUUUGACUGGUAAGACGAUCACCUUGGAGGUAGAGAGCUCAGACACAAUCGAUAACGUCAAGGCCAAGAUUCAGGAUAAGGAAGGGAUCCCUCCGGACCAACAGAGACUCAUCUUCGCUGGGAAACAGCUGGAGGAUGGUCGGACUCUUGCGGAUUACAACAUCCAGAAGGAGUCUACUCUUCACUUGGUUCUUCGUCUCCGUGGUGGUGGAUACUUCUGAGCUUAUGGUCAGUAGUCAAAACUGGUGUUGUUUAUUGAGAGACUCGUGCACUUGGAAGGUGAUUUCUGCAAAAGAUAAAAAAGACUUUUCUCUAUCGCCUGUUAUGUUUUCGUUAUAUGUACUUUUGUCGUAAACCUUUCCGGUUGGGCUCUUAAUGUGUCAAGUUUUAAUAAUAAUCCAAGUGCACGUUUUAAAAAAUUGUUUUGUGAUUUCA
Molecule: messenger RNA, 1604 nt
Organism: Camelina sativa (false flax)
Lineage: Eukaryota; Viridiplantae; Streptophyta; Magnoliopsida; Brassicales; Brassicaceae
Product: polyubiquitin
Molecular function (GO): protein binding
Source: RefSeq, a predicted model, not a curated record